AAUAUGACGAUUCUCGGUAUGAGAGCUUUCUUUCUGAUUUGCCUCUUUUCUCUUUUGGGAAUUCAAGCAAGACCUUUGCUAGAGCAUGGUUACACCUCUAUGGUCGAGUCAAAUUACGGAACUCCUGCUCCUAAGAGUGUAGACAAAGUCCUGUUGAGGAUGAUCAUAACUUACGAGCAAGCACCAGGCUUGCAUCUGGUUCAACCGUCCUUGGCAACCAGCUAUGGAAGGACUCUUUCACCUCCUCCUCCACCAAUGCCAGCAUCACCAACUCACUAUCAUGAAGCAAGCCAUGGAGUCGAGCAAACGCCAGGCUUACAUCUGGUUCAACCGUCCUUGGCAACCAGCUAUGGAAGGACUCUUUCACCUCCUCCUCCACCAAUGCCAGCAUCACCAACUCACUAUCAUGAAGCAAGCCAUGGAGUCGAGCAAACGCCAGGCUUACAUCUGGUUCAACCGUCCUUGGCAACCAGCUAUGGAAGGACUCUUUCACCUCCUCCUCCACCAAUGCCAGCAUCACCAACUCACUAUCAUGAAGCAAGCCAUGGAGUCGAGCAAACGCCAGGCUUACAUCUGGUUCAACCGUCCUUGGCAACCAGCUAUGGAAGGACUCCUUCACCUCCUCCUUCACCAAAGCCAGCAUCACCAACUCACUAUCAUGAAGCAAGACAUGGAGUCUAUGAAUCACCUCCAAAUCCCUUCCUAGCCUCAAGCUAAAGCUUGUUCUGACUGAUCAAAGGUGUGGACGGUGAAUAUGCAUGAAGAUCUUCUAGUCUAAGUUCUAGUAUUACUUGUAGUAGCCGCUUGAAGCAAUAAAGUCUUUUCUGCUGCUUGUGCUUUUCCCUUAUAAAUGUAACUUCCACUAUGUAGUUGGCAAAUAUGAAGUUGGUUUCUGUGGCUCUAAGGAUCCAUGCA
Messenger RNA from Coffea eugenioides, 915 nucleotides. Its product is annotated as WAS/WASL-interacting protein family member 3-like. Lineage: Eukaryota; Viridiplantae; Streptophyta; Magnoliopsida; Gentianales; Rubiaceae. The record is from RefSeq and is a predicted model, not a curated record. The transcript has 2 exons. Bases 4 to 717 code for a protein of 237 amino acids.